AUGACGCCGUUCAGUCAAGGUUCAUCUACAAAUGCCGUCGUCAAUGACACAGGAAGGCUCUCGCUGUCAUCAUCUCAUGCGACGCUCGGGCAGUCAUACAAGCCACUUAGCUCUGGGUUGGGAGAAGAUGUGAACCCGAAUACCAAUGUAUACCCCUUUCCUCCUUCUAGCCCAUUAUGGAAUCCUCCAAAGGCUACUUUGACUCCCGGAGCCGACACUGGCUCUCAAAGCACCGAUGAUGUUUCCCGUGAUCUCGAUGCAGAUACGGUUCGGGGUACGCCAAACGACUCCGCUACGACUGCUUCGCUAGUAUCUACCAUCAGUCAGAAAAAGUCAACGUCGCCCUUGGCCGCCCUAAAUUCACUUUCUUCGCUAUCGUCUGCUGCAGACCCUAAGGGAGUUGAGAGUAGACCCGGCUCUCCCAGAUACCGUCCCAAGUCGUCCAUCCCGUCAAGGCUCCCUACUGGCGUUUACGCCCAGCAGUGCGUCGCGGCGGCGUAUGCCUCUCGACUCAAUCCAUAUGCUCUUCAUCAAAAGGAACAAGACGCCCUGCAGGACCAACUUUGUCAUCUGCACGUCACCGUGUAUCUGAAUAUUCGAAACGGGAUUCUGCGGCUGUGGACACGAAAUCCAAUCGUGAGUGUUACCAAAGAAGAAGCUCUAGGCUGCGCAAAGGAAUAUCGGUGGAUGAACCUUGCCUCCUUUGCGUAUGAAUGGUUAAUACGCAACGGAUAUAUCAAUUUUGGCUGCGUCGAGAUCCCAACUGCUUUGGUGUCCAGCAAAAAAGGUCGUCGAAGAGAUGGUCCCGUGAUUGUCGUAAUUGGAGCAGGAAUGGCGGGUCUGGGCUGUGCGCGGCAGCUGGAGGGCCUCUUUCAGCAUUACCACGACCAGGCCGCUUCGCCGCGUGUUGUUAUUCUAGAGGGAAGGCGCAGGAUUGGAGGACGUAUCUAUUCACAUCCCCUACAGAGCCUUCGGUCGUCUAGAUUACCCCCUGGGCUUGUUCCCAAGGCCGAGAUGGGGGCGCACAUUGUUGUGGGCUUCGACCAUGGCAACCCGUUAGAUCAGAUCAUUCGAGGCCAGCUGGCUCUUUCAUACCAUUUAUUACGCGAUAUCUCAACCAUUUAUGACAUAGACGGCUCUCCGGUGGAUGAGUUGCGUGACGCCAUGGACGAGAAGCUCUAUAAUGAUGUUCUGGAUCGGUCCGGGUUUUAUCGGCAUAAAUCAGCUAUCGUCCCUACAGCAGAGGGGAACCGAGAAUUCAUCAACUCUGGCCGAGACGUGUCAACGAGCGACGGACUUACAGUAAGGCAAUACGAGGAGGCAAGGGCAUCUGGCACUAUUGGACAAUUGUUUCCCAAUAAACGUGUCCGCCGGGGGGUUGGCCAUAAGACUGCCGACAUUAAGACAGCGGGAGCAGACCUCGAUCGCAACGAAGAGGAUCCGGUCGCCCUAGCUUCUCAAACUAUGGGGUGGAAGUUGAAUCCUGGGGUCUCGGUGAACGAUACGCUGAACCUCGAUCCCAUCGCGAAGGCUUCGCCGUCCCAGACCCUCGGUGCUGUGAUGGAUGACGGAAUCCGACAGUACCAACGCAUGCUGCAAUUGUCGCCGAAAGACAUGCGAUUGCUCAAUUGGCAUCUUGCCAACUUGGAAUACGCUAACGCCACCAAUAUCGACCAGCUCAGUCUCUCUGGUUGGGACCAGGAUAUAGGCAAUGAAUUCGAAGGAGAGCACUCGCAGGUCGUGGGAGGCUACCAGCAAGUACCGUACGGACUGUAUGCAUGGCCGACGAAACUCGACGUUCGACCGAACAAGUCCGUGUCCAAGAUCACAUACGACCCGACUGGGGUCGGGAAGAAGACGGUGGUUCAAUGUGAGGACGGUCAAUUGAUCGUGGCGGACAAGGUGGUUUUCACCUGCCCAUUGGGAGUUCUCAAACACGGUUCAGUCCAAUUCUCGCCGCCUCUUCCCGACUGGAAACUCGGUGCCAUUGAUCGGCUGGGUUUUGGCGUCAUGAAUAAGGUGAUCCUUGUGUUUGAGCAGCCAUUCUGGGACACCGAGAGGGACAUGUUUGGGCUCCUCCGCGAGCCCCAGUCUCGAGACAGCAUGACGCAAGAUGACUACUCUGCGAAUCGCGGCCGAUUCUAUCUAUUCUGGAACUGCCUGAAAACCACUGGUCUUCCCGUUCUCAUUGCGUUAAUGGCCGGAGACGCCGCGCUUCAAGCGGAGUGCACGCCCGACGCCGAAAUCAUCGCGGAGGUCACUAGUCAGCUUCGCAACGUCUUCAAGCACGCUGCUGUUCCGGACCCGUUGGAGACCAUUGUUACGCGAUGGCGCUCGGAUAAGUUCACUCGCGGCAGCUACUCCUACGUAGCUGCUCAAGCACUCCCAGGGGACUACGAUUCAAUGGCCAAACCGAUUGGGAACCUCCACUUUGCAGGUGAAGCCACAUGCGGCACCCAUCCUGCCACCGUUCACGGUGCGUACCUGUCCGGCCUGCGAGCUGCGUCGGAAGUCAUCGAAUCCAUUCUAGAGCCAAUCCAACUACCCCAUCCGCUGGUCCCCGAGAGAGGCAAAGCGGACUUCUUCUCAGUCAACAGCCCCCCGAUCAGCGGGCAGAAACGCAAGCAACCGGCCACGGCCUCCUCCCUCGCCACGUUAGAACCAGCUGCUCCGUCGGCACCCAAAUCCCCCGAAGCGGCCCUUCGAGAGGCCUACGAACAUGCCAUGUGGGCGGCCAUCCAUGCCGAAAUAGGACCGCCCGUCCCUCGACCGGCACGAACCGUCGGUCUAAACCCUUUCCUCCUUUACCAGAAAGACUACUGGGUAAAAUGCCGCACUCAAUGCGACGAGGCGCGCCGCAAAGCGACGAACGACCCCAACGCCAAAACGCCGCGCGACGAAAUCCGCCACGCCCUAGGCCUGAUGUGGCGACAGGCCGCCGAGGACGAGAAACGACCAUACAUCGAGCAAGCGGAGGUUAAUCAGCAGACGAACGCCGAGAUGAGUUCCAACUGGCGGCAGAAGAUGGCCGAGUGGGAGAAGAAGAUGGACCAGGUGAAGGAGCGUUGGUGUGCCGCGCAUCCGUUCGAUUCGUGGAAGUCGGAGACCGCGACGAAUGCGAUUGGCAGUGGAUCGGGUCCUGGGCUGGGUGCUAAUGCCGUGGCCGAGGUUGGGGUCCAUUCUAGUGCUGAUGCCAAUGUUGAUGCCGCCAGUGUCGCUGCCCCCGGUGGCGCUAAUGGAUCGCAUCCACAGGGCCCUCCUGUUCAAUCGACUACGCAGUAUAUGCCUUCAUCUACUACGAUUACGGCGGAAGUUAGUUCCACAGUACCACCUUUGCUCUAG
Aspergillus melleus is the source of this 3342-nucleotide messenger RNA. RefSeq names its product putative lysine-specific histone demethylase Aof2 (gene aof2). Bases 1 to 3342 code for a protein of 1113 amino acids. NCBI's taxonomy places the organism in Eukaryota, Fungi, Ascomycota, Eurotiomycetes, Eurotiales, Aspergillaceae. The transcript has a single exon. Gene Ontology annotation, molecular function: protein binding; oxidoreductase activity. The record is from RefSeq and is a predicted model, not a curated record.